Piliocolobus tephrosceles (Ugandan red Colobus) is the source of this 2142-nucleotide messenger RNA. It is a transcript of the gene SHF, whose product is annotated as Src homology 2 domain containing F. The record is from RefSeq and is a predicted model, not a curated record. The coding region runs from base 10 to 1191 and encodes 393 amino acids. Gene Ontology annotation, molecular function: phosphotyrosine residue binding. The transcript is spliced from 6 exons. Lineage: Eukaryota; Metazoa; Chordata; Mammalia; Primates; Cercopithecidae.
GCGGGCCCCAUGUUACUGAGCGGAGCUCCUCCGGCGGGCUCCCGGCCGGGGCCGCGGGCCCAGGGGAGCGCUGGGGGCGGCCCAGGGGGGUCCCGCCGGGGCGCCGGGGGUGCGGGAGCCGGCCCAGGAGGGGGCGGCAGCGGCGGAGUAGCCAAGUGGCUCCGGGAGCACCUGGGCUUCCGCGGGGGGGGCGGCGGCGGAGGGGGCAGCAAGCCGGCGCCCCCUGAGCCCGAUUACCGCCCCCCUGCGCCCUCUCCGGCCGCGCCCCCCGCGCCGCCUCCGGAUAUCCUGGCCGCCUACAGGCUGCAGCGAGAGCGCGACUUCGAAGACCCCUACUCCGGGGGGUCGUCCGGCUCCGCCGCCCUCGCCACCCCUGCCGCCCCCGGCCCCACACCGCCCCCGCGCCACGGCUCUCCCCCACACCGCCUUAUUCGGGUCGAGACCCCGGGGCCCCCGGCGCCCCCUGCUGAUGAGCGGAUCUCCGGACCCCCCGCCAGCAGCGACAGGCUAGCAAUCCUAGAAGACUAUGCGGACCCAUUUGAUGUUCAGGAGACUGGUGAAGGUUCAGCAGGAGCUUCAGGAGCCCCAGAGAAGGUCCCUGAAAAUGAUGGCUACAUGGAGCCCUAUGAGGCUCAAAAGAUGAUGGCCGAGAUCCGGGGCUCCAAGGAGACAGCAACUCAGCCCUUGCCUCUGUAUGACACACCCUAUGAGCCAGAGGAGGAUGGGGCCACUCCGGAAGGUGAGGGAGCCCCCUGGCCGCGGGAGUCCCGCCUGCCAGAGGAUGAUGAGAGGCCCCCCGAGGAGUAUGACCAGCCCUGGGAGUGGAAGAAGGAGCGGAUUUCCAAAGCCUUUGCAGCCCAGUUUGAAGGAUCGGAGAAGAGCUGCCUGUCACCUGGCCGGGAGGAGAAGGGGCGGCUACCUCCCCGACUCUCUGCAGGGAACCCCAAGUCAGCCAAGCCCCUAAGCGUGGAGCCCAGCAGCCCCCUGGGGGAGUGGACAGAUCCAGCACUGCCUCUGGAAAACCAGGUGGGACACCCACAACGGGUGGGCCUGGACGGCGAGGGACCCAGCAGAGAUGCCCCCCUUCCUCUCUCUCAUCCUCAGCUGGUAUCACGGGGCCAUCAGCCGAACCGACGCCGAGAACCUGCUCCGGCUGUGCAAAGAGGCCAGCUACCUGGUACGCAACAGUGAGACCAGCAAGAAUGACUUCUCCCUGUCCCUCAAGAGCAGCCAGGGAUUCAUGCACAUGAAGCUGUCCCGGACCAAGGAACACAAAUAUGUGCUGGGCCAGAACAGCCCGCCCUUCAGCAGCGUCCCUGAAAUUGUGCACCACUAUGCCAGCCGCAAGCUACCCAUUAAGGGGGCCGAACACAUGUCCCUGCUCUACCCUGUGGCCAUCCGGACUCUUUAGAUGUGAAGCCAGGGCACUGUGAUAGACCUGUACCCAGCCCUGUGCCCAUCACCUGGCUGAGGGCUGUGGCGCUUGCCAGGGACAUGAUCUUUCAAACCUUUCUUCUCCGGGUAUCGAGCAGAAGCUGGAGAUUCCUUAAUUUAUUCUAAAGGGAAAGGGCUCCUGGGGCCUUGGAGUAAGGGGUUGGCUGGAGCUGGGGAUAGAGGAAACCCUGGAGAGAAAGGAUAGCCCCUGGAGGAAGGGGGUUCUAGAGCUGCUGGGGUCGUAGGGAGUUUCAGAUUGGCAGCUCCGGCUUCUUUCCGACCUUAGGGCAGAGGUGGCGACCUCCACCGCCACCAUUUUCUCCCCACUGGCUCCCUGCGAGGUGGAGCAGAAUUCGGCCCCAUGGGGCGCCUGACCAUCUCUCUGCCACCGUCCCCAACUUCCACCCCAGACCGUCGGAGGGCUCCUCCCAGAGUCUGGUGAGGUUUGGGGAAGGCAGGCCCCUGGGAAGCAGCCGGCUUUGGGGGGUGGGGAGACAAGGGGAGGGGCUCGGGCAGAGGGAACUGUGCAGUCCCCGGGCCGCCCCGGCUCCGGGCCAGAGGCAAUAAAUAAACCCGAUCCCGCCGGGCACAGCCGCGCCCGCGCCUCCGGCGCCGUCCCCGGGCUGACGGGGGAGGGAGCGGAGAAGCGAGCGCAGAUUCUGCUUAUAAAUCAGCUCUGGAGCAGACACAGCCCGGCUGUGAAAAGCA